This is a messenger RNA of Melanotaenia boesemani (Boeseman's rainbowfish), 4314 nucleotides long. RefSeq names its product angiopoietin 4 (gene angpt4). The transcript has 11 exons. Bases 515 to 2101 code for a protein of 528 amino acids. NCBI's taxonomy places the organism in Eukaryota, Metazoa, Chordata, Actinopteri, Atheriniformes, Melanotaeniidae. The record is from RefSeq and is a predicted model, not a curated record.
UUAGAGGACACUAGAAUCUCCAGCUUCUAGCUGCCAACUCAGUGCUUAUAUUUCUCUCCAUCUGUACAUUUUCCUGGGUGGAUUUGGACCUUCACCUGGUGCAUUAUUGAGAACAGAAGAGACAUUUACUUAAACCAUGAAAGACCUGCCAUAUCUCAAACCUUUGGACCCAUUCACCCAAGACAAAGCUGAUCACAAGGAACACAACUGAGACCCAGGAUUAAAAAGUGAAGAUUCACAUGCAUCUUCAACACAACUAAGGGAGAUCAACAAGUGUCAUAUUCUGCUGCAUUUUAAACUGUGAUUUACAAAACUAACCUGCUGAAAUUUAGCACAACAACCUGAAGAAACUGCAUCAUCUGACCACAUGGAUUGACAAAGCUCAGAUAAUAUUGCAUGUAUUCUGCAGACAAAUGUUCUCCUGAGGUUGAACGGGGAUCAAAGUGGUGAACCAUCUUCUUCUAACCCUUCCAGGUCUGAAAACACAAACUUUAAUUCAGCUGAAGAGACUGUCAUGAAAGGCUUAAACAUCAGACGGGUGUUGCUGGUGCUUCUGCUUCUUUGGACAUUGUCAGCCGUCACAUAUGUGGCUGGUGUUGGGAGCACAGAGCGAGGAGGUGCUGGAAGAAGCCAGAGAAGAGGAGGAAGUGGUGGUACAAGCGGCGGAGGAGGUGCAGAGAAGAGGCGGAGGUUUCACCGCAUCCAACAUGGUCAGUGUAGCUACACCUUCAUCCUGCCGGAGAUGGAUGGAUGUCAGGGUAGAGGAUCGCCAUCACAGGCUGAACAAUAUGGGGGUCCUCCUGGUGGGGCAAGUGUAGUGCAGAGAGAUUCGCCACCCGUGGACGGUGAAUGGCCGCCUCAGAAAUUGCAGCACCUUGAGAGCACUAUGGAGAACAACACACGUUGGUUGCAGAAGUUGGAGAAUUUCAUACAGAAGAGCUUGAAGCGAGACGUUGCCAACAUACAGUCCCAUGCCGUUCACAACCAAACUGCCACAAUGCUGGAGAUCGGAACGAACCUCCUAACGCACACGGCGGAGCAGACACGCAAACUCAACGUGGUUGAAGCCAAGGUGCUGAACCAUACGUCUCGGAUAGAGAUCCAACUUCUGGAGAAUUCUCUGUCCACCAAUAAGCUGGAAAAAGAGCUCUUACUGCAAACAACUGAGAUCAGCCAGCUGCGAGACAAGAACAGUCGUUUGGAGAACAAAGUUCAGAUGUUGGAGUCUCAGCAGAGAGGAGAGCUGGAGGACAUGAGGGUGGAGAAGAACAGACUUCAGUCUGUGGUCAGGACUCAGAUGAUGGCAAUAGAGUCCUUAGAGAGGCAGCUGAGAGUCGCCAGUAGCAACAACACCGCUCUGCAGAGGCAGCAGGCCCAGCUGAUGGAGUCUGUCCACACCCUCAUUAACAUGGUGGCCACUACAGGGCCACCUCCUCGGAGCCAGAUGUGGAAAGAUUGUGCCGAUGCUUACAAGGCCGGACACUCUGUGAACGGUCUAUAUCAUAUCUACAUCGGCAACAGGACUGAACCUGUGCAGGUGUACUGUGACAUGGAGACAAGCGGCGGGGGCUGGACAGUCUUCCAGCGGCGCUUUAAUGGCAGUGUUGAUUUCCAGAGGAGCUGGUGGGAGUACAAAAUGGGUUUUGGGGAUGUGAUGGGGGAACACUGGCUGGGUAAUGAAGUUUUGUACUUACUGACGAGUCAGGGCCAGUACUCGAUGAGAGUGGAUUUAAAGGACUGGGAGGGAAACUCCACUUACUCCCAGUAUGAUCGAUUCAAACUGGCCAGCGAGAAACAGCACUACAGGUUGUAUUUGAGAGGUUACAGUGGUACAGCAGGAAAGCAGAGCAGCCUGUCCGCCCAUGGGAUGGGCUUCAGCACCCAAGACCAGGACAACGACAACUGUAACAACUGCAAAUGUGCCCUGAUGCUCAGUGGAGGUUGGUGGUUUGAUGCCUGUGGUUUCUCCAACCUGAAUGGAAUCUACUACACAGUUGGCCACAACAUUAGGAAACUCAACGGCAUCAAGUGGCACCACUUCAGAGGUCCCAGCUACUCCCUACGCUCUACAUCAAUGAUGGUCCGACCCUACGACUUCUGAGAGCACCCCUCAACUUCCAUGAAGGCUCGACCAAUGACUUUUAACAGCAAUCCUUCAAUAUUAUGAUGGUACAAUCCUAUGACUGAUGGGUUUCCUUUAAAAAAAGCCUCUCCAAUGAUAUCCAACUUGUAACAGCACCCUUUGACUGCAGUAUUAUUUUGGUACAACCCUGGAUGACUCCUGCAUCUAAUAUGGUACAACCCUUAGUUUAUUAUGAUGGCAAUCAUGUGCAUCCAUUGAUCCAUCUAAGCCUUAGAGCUUAAAAUCCUGUCUGGAGCAAUGUUUUCAUCAACUACUCCUUACCCACAAGGGAUGGAACAAACCAGGAAAUAAUAAUCAUUUUGAUGUGAAGAUAGCCGCAAAUCUAAAUGAAAUAAUCAUAAAAAGAGACCUAGAGUGCAAGGAUGAAAGCCAGAUGUUCACUCCAAGCGCUGGCCAGCUACAGUGAUGGGAGGGUUAAAUUUCAGAAUAUAUCUUGUGUUUGAAAUGAUGUGCUCCACAAACCUGGUCAAAAACCUCCAGAAGGCAUGCCUCUGAAACUGUUCCGGUGAUGCUGUUUUUGCUGAAUAUAUCAUUAUACAAGCCUUAAAAUCCAUCAGAGAGAUCUUAAAAUCGGUUCUGAAGUCCUUGUGAGCCAGUGUAAAAAUGAAAUAAAGAAAACUGGAAAUAAAAAGGUCUUGAUCCAGGUGAGGAACCUGGUAACUAAGUUGGUUACAGUCUGAAAAGUCAAUGAAGAGCUUUGUCGCUGAUGCAAAUGACAAACUUUGUGCACUAAUGGAGGCGUUGAGAAAUGAUACCAUGUAAAAUGCUCUCUGUAUUGUUUUGCGAGCUGGAAGUCUGUGUUUAGAUGACAAUACAAUGGUUGCACAUGGUUUGCAUUGUAUUGGUCCAAACAGAAAUUACUUUAAAAUAAACAAAACUCUUCAUAGCAGACAGAUAAAAUCUAAAUCUGCUGCUUUGUUUGAUAAGUGGAGAAAAUCAUCUGCUGACAAAUUCCUAACAGAAAUCAUGAUCAGUCGGAGCUCUGCAUGGUAUGGCAGUUUGAGGAAUAACAUGACAUGCUCCCUUUCGAUUUACAAAUGGCUUUGCAUGACUGAAAACACAGCAUGCAGUAAAACAACUCAUUUACAACAACUGAACAGCAGAGCAGUGGGAUGCAUGAAGACACACAAAGAUCAUGAAAUGGCAAAGGUGGGGCAGAGAGACAGUUCCUGCUGAAGUCCCUUGUAAUGUUGCAUCUUCUGUUUCUGCAACAAACAGUCUCUAAGGAUCAUUUAUGUGUCAAUUAUAAAAUGGCUACAAUGAUUCUGUGGACAAUGUGUACCUAGAGGCUGACAAGGAGGUAUAAUCUCUAUACAGGCUACACUUGAUAGAAACUCAAGAAGGAAUCAAAUCUUCAAAACAUCAGUAACAGAAAAGAAGUCCGAUCAGUGUGAUGGGAAGCCAAAGCCAUGAUGAUCUGAUGGUGCAGAAUGACAUCAGAUGAUGUCCGGCAGGAGGAGGUGACUCCUCAUGGAUGAUGCAGAAGAACAUCUGGUCCUCUUUGCCCUGGAGAAGGAGCUAAAAAAAAUGAGACUUUCAUGGACUCAGCAUGGACAAUGUUUUAUUUUUUAGACUCAAACACGCAAAUGUGAUUCUUUGUGAGAUGCAAAAAGAAACAAGUGGACAUCUAUCAGUGCAUCUCUAACUCUUUUUACAGUGCACGGCAUAAACAAAUACACAGACUUACAACUUUAUUCUCUGUGAAUGGACACUGAUGAAUGAUGGACGAUAUGAGACAGCUGGAGAGACGCUGGGUGCUCUGAUUUUCAUAUCAUUCAGGAAAUAAAAGCAAGCAGUCGGGUUUUUUAUGGAUAAGGGAUUGCAGUUUUGUACAUGGCAAUGCUCACUGGACAUUUAAGAAAGGAAGGAAAUAAUUAAAGAGGAAAGGAACAAAUAAACUAAACUGAAAAAAAAAACACAGAAAACCUUUUUUGUUUUCUGUUGAGAAGAAAUUCUGGACAAUGAAUGAAGAAAAUAAAAGAAGAAAAGAAAAGCUGUGGAUGAUGUGAUUUUACAGAAUCCAGAUUCUGAAGCAAAGAAACGCUGCUUUGAUUAUUGUCCUAAUCUAAACAGUCUGGCGAUUUUAUUGUUGUGUUAUUGUUGGACUGCAUUUUAUUAUGGCCUACAAAUCAAUACUACAAAGGCAAUAAAUAAGUUACAGGAAAUAUUUA